UCACUCAGACUCCAAACUGAGCGAACAUGAGCGCACUUGAUUUGACUUCCAUCCUCGAUUUCCUGGAAACAGCCAACUUGACGGAGAUCAACUGGACGUGCAACAACGGUGACUGCAUCACGGUUGAUGCGACAACAUGCCCUGGCACGCUCAACAAAAGUGCCCUGCUAUACACCCUGUCCUUCUUCUACAUUUUCAUCUUUGUCAUAGGGCUGGUGGCCAACUCGGUCGUGGUGUGGGUCAACCUCCAAGCCAAAAUGACUGGCUAUGAAACCCACCUCUACAUCUUUAAUUUGGCUAUUGCCGAUCUGUGCGUUGUCAUCACCCUUCCAGUGUGGGUCGUCUCCCUCAUCCAGCAUAACCAGUGGUACAUGGGAGAAAUCACGUGCAAGAUAACUCACCUGAUAUUUUCCAUCAACCUGUACAGCAGCAUCUUCUUCCUGGCUUGCAUGAGUGUGGACCGCUACCUCUCAGUUGCCUAUUUCACCAAUUCCAGCAAUCGCAAGAAGAAGAUAAUCCGUCGCUGCAUCUGCAUCUUAGUGUGGCUUCUUGCCUUCUCUGCAUCUCUCCCAGACACUUAUUAUCUCAAGACUGUCGCUUCCAACAACGAAACCUACUGCCGUCCCGUCUAUCCGGAGGAGAGCUUCAAAGAGUGGUUAAUUGGCAUGGAGCUCAUCUCCGUCGUGCUGGGCUUUCUGAUCCCUUUUCCCAUCAUUGCUCUCUUUUAUUUCCUCCUUGCGAAGACCAUCUCCGCCUCCAGUGACCAAGAGAGGAAGAGCAAUGGGAAGAUCAUUUUCUCCUACGUUGUCGUGUUUCUCGUCUGCUGGCUACCCUACCACGUAGCUGUCCUGCUUGACAUCUUCUAUAGUCUUCAUUUCAUACCUUUCAGUUGUCAGAUGGAGAACUUCUUAUAUGCCACUCUUCACAUCACUCAGUGUUUCUCUUUAGUCCAUUGCUGCGUCAACCCCGUCCUGUACAGCUUCAUUAACCGCAACUACAGAUACGAGCUCAUGAAAGCCUUUAUUUUCAAGUACUCUGCCAAAACUGGUCUCACUAAACUUAUCGAUGCUUCCAGAGUGUCGGAAGCAGAAUACUCUGCUCUGGAGCAAAAUGCCAAAUGA
Molecule: messenger RNA, 1121 nt
Organism: Cariama cristata (Red-legged seriema)
Lineage: Eukaryota; Metazoa; Chordata; Aves; Cariamiformes; Cariamidae
Gene: ACKR3
Product: atypical chemokine receptor 3
Exons: 1
Coding region: 27-1121 (364 amino acids)
Biological process (GO): vasculogenesis; chemotaxis; angiogenesis
Cellular component (GO): membrane
Molecular function (GO): chemokine binding; G protein-coupled receptor activity; coreceptor activity
Source: RefSeq, a predicted model, not a curated record